UCACCAUAGAGAUAUCACACGCAUCAUCUCACACGCCAUAACUUUUCGUCAUGGCCAAGUUUGUUAUCGCAGGUUCCUGUAAUUGUCCAUACUAUGCGAAACUUGAACUUCUAGCAGAUGAACUUUGUAUAAAUCUGCCUCAGUUCAAAGUUCACAAAAUUGUUAAACCAGUCGAAGAAUGGUCGGAUUGGCUUCGAGAUCUUUGUAUAAAAAAUAAAUGGAGUCAUGUGAAGAGCCCCAUCGUGUGGCGAGAAUUAGUCGACCGAGGAGGAAAAGGUUCAUUGAUUGGUGGAUUUAAUGAAUUCCUUGAAUAUGCCCAGUGUUACUACGGAGUGACGUCAAAUAUCAUGACGGAUUUGAUGUUGAAAAUGAGAGAAGAAAAUGAGAGAAUGAGUGAUGAGAAGAAAAAAGAAGAAGAGUAUUAUAAAAGUUUAAGCAAACCUAUAAAUAUUUGUAUUACUAACGCUUCCUGUCCAUCGGCCUAUCAUUUAGUUCCGGCUAUAGCAAGUGGAGAAGUGUUUGGUUCAGAAGUUGAAAUAUCUUUGAGAUUGCUCGAUUCAGAAGAUAACAUGAAUAUAUUGAAAGGACUUGAGUUGGAGUCGUUUGACCUUGCAUAUCCCCUUCUUCGUCAAACGACCUUGACCUCUGAUCCUGAGCAAGCAUUGAAAAACACAACAGCAGUUUUUAUUCUUGACGAAGUUUCAAUGGAAAAUGAGAAAGGACAAAUAGAUUCAAAAACUGACUGGUUGAAGAGGAACGCAAAGUUAUUUGAAAAAUAUGCUGAAAUAUUGAAUAACCAUGCUCUGGCUGAUGUAAAGGUAAUCGUAUCAGGCAGUGGGCCAGUCAACUUCAACACUCAUGUUCUGACAGAAAAUGCGACAAAUAUUUCAAAACAAAACAUAGUGGCUGCUUCCAGGCUGCAGGAACGUAGAAUGAGAGCAUCGCUUGCAAAUAAAUUGAAAACAAAUUCAGUUGGAGUGAAAGACGCCAUCGUGUGGGGAGAUUGCGCCAACGAUGGAGCAGAAAGAAUAUUUGCGGACAUUUCUUUAGCUCGAACGCACAAUUAUGAUGGCGCAGUUUGGGGUCCUGAUUGGUUCUCGAGACCUGUCAUCGAAAUGGUUUAUGACAAUAAAUGGUUAUCAACAGAUUUCAUAUCUGACCUUCAAAAGCAUGAAACGACCUUGAAAGAGCAAUUGCAUCAUGAUGGAAGUGUUAGCGCAGCUUCGGCAUUGUCUUCACUCAUGCAUGAUUGGUUUUUGGGUUCAAAGGGCGAUGAGAUGUUCUCCUUAGGAGUGGAAAGUGAAGGUUGGUACGGCGUCAAGAACUGCGUAUUCUCUCUCCCAGUUAAAUUCACGACACCAGGUUCGUACCAAGUGGUUUGGGAUCUUAAACCUGAUGACGAGACAAUGAAGAAAAUAACGGAAUUGGAAAAUGAAGUGAAAAAAGAUAUUCGACUUGUUUUUCCUGAGGAAGAACCAGCAUUAGUAGAAGAAAAGGUCUUUGGUGAAAAUGUUGAGGUAACUGCGGAAUCCAUUACAACAGACUCCCUCACCAAAACACCAGGUGGCGAUAAACUAGAAAUUAUCAAGGAGGAAAAUGAGGCAACCAAUGGUACAGAAGGAAAGGAUUCCGCAGAGAAAGAAUCUGAAGAAAAACCAGAAGAUACUGCUGAACCAACUGAAGAGGAAGCAGAAUUGGAUCCGGAUAUGGAUGAUAUAGAGGAAACACCAGAAUGA
Messenger RNA from Styela clava, 1736 nucleotides. RefSeq names its product putative malate dehydrogenase 1B. Gene Ontology annotation, biological process: malate metabolic process. The record is from RefSeq and is a predicted model, not a curated record. Lineage: Eukaryota; Metazoa; Chordata; Ascidiacea; Stolidobranchia; Styelidae. Gene Ontology annotation, molecular function: malate dehydrogenase activity; oxidoreductase activity, acting on the CH-OH group of donors, NAD or NADP as acceptor.